Molecule: messenger RNA, 642 nt
Organism: Rangifer tarandus platyrhynchus (Svalbard reindeer)
Lineage: Eukaryota; Metazoa; Chordata; Mammalia; Artiodactyla; Cervidae
Source: the annotation of a GenBank genome assembly
AUGAAGAGAGCUAAUGGUAACCCUCCUGCCCCUCCCACCUCCCUCCCCCCGCGCCGGGGGCCUCUCAGCACGAAUUUAGGUGUGGUUUUUUUGUUGUUUGUUUUGAAAAGCAGAGCCACUUUCACUUUCAAGGGGCCCCCAAAGUGUUUUCCUGUCCGGGUUCGGGCCCCAGGCGCCUUCUCCAUCAGGCCCGGGAUCCUGCCGGCCCACUUCCUCCCUCUCCCGGGAACCCGUCGCCACCCCGGGCGGGGAGGGUGGACCAGGGGCGCGCCGGCCUCUCCGGCGCCCGCCCAGCCGCUGGCGCCCGAAGGGGUUUCAGGAGCCGGGCUGGGGCCCGCAAAGGGGGAGAAUCACAAACGGCUCAGUGCCCGGCGGCGAGGGCACAAAGAAGGGAUCACACGGCCCCGUUGGUGCAAGGCGGGCUGGCGGGCGAUUGAUAAGGCGGGGCUGUCACCCCCGGCUCUUUCCUCUCGUUUUUGCCGCGAUCGCCAUGGUGCGAGCUGGGGAAGCCGUGGGGCAGCCGGGACCCCGGGCGCCCUCCCUCCGCCCGCAGCGGAGGCGGAGCGGAGCGCGGCGCUCACUUUGAACUCGCCAGGCGCCCUCUGGUUACACAGCAUCAGGGCUGAGCUGCUGGAGGUUUAA